This is a messenger RNA of Colletotrichum navitas, 2238 nucleotides long. RefSeq lists its product as uncharacterized. NCBI's taxonomy places the organism in Eukaryota, Fungi, Ascomycota, Sordariomycetes, Glomerellales, Glomerellaceae. The transcript is spliced from 10 exons. The record is from RefSeq and is a predicted model, not a curated record. Gene Ontology annotation, biological process: nucleoside metabolic process. The coding region runs from base 85 to 2238 and encodes 717 amino acids. Gene Ontology annotation, molecular function: catalytic activity.
GCUCAAGCCGACCGCCACGAGUGCGCUAUUCUCCCUAGUUCUUCAUCGUCAGCAUGCUUUACCACUUGAGACCCAACACCCAGUAUGUCUAACCCGCUGGGCUACACCAUCAGUUGGAUUUGCGCCAUCACUUUCCUUGACUCGGUACACGACCCGCCCGAGCAUGUUGCUCCCCACGAUAGCAACGAGUAUACACUGGGCCAAAUGGGCAAACACAACGUGGUGAUUGCUGUCCUAUCGGACGGUGAAUAUGGCUUAUCGACAGCAUCUGCGGUCGCCAAGGGCAUGCUGAACUCCUUCCCUGAUGUUCGCGUGGGAUUCAUGGUUGGGAUUGCGGGCGGAGCACCGACGCGUAGUCCUGGCUGCGAUAUUCGCUUAGGGGACAUUGUGGUCAGUUCUCCUCGCGACGGACAUGGUGGUGUGUUCCAAUAUGAUUUUGGCAAGUUGGUACAAGGCCAAUCGUUCAAGCCAACUCGGAUCCUCAACCAGCCACCUGAUGUUCUCAGAGCUGCUGUAGCUGGUCUCAAGGCCGAGUUUGAAGAGAGAGAAACAGACAGGCUCUUUUUGAGUCACGUCACCUUGAACCCGAAUGAUCCCAUUGAGAACCCUGGGCCGGAAUUGGUAGUUUCCCGAAAGCUGAGGACAUCUGAUGAAGAUAACCCAGCAGUGUUUUAUGGGUUGAUUGCAUCAGCAAAUCAACUCAUGAAAGACGCAAAUAUGAGAGACCAGCUUGCAACCGACAAGGGGGCUUUGUGCUUCGAGAUGGAGGCUGCCGGGCUAAUGAACCAUUUUCCGUGUCUAGGUUAUGCAGCUAUGACGGCUGCUGCGUACGCAAAGGCGUUGGUGUGCCGAGUUCAGCGAACUAGACUUGAAAACGAGCCCAAGUUGACAAUUCUUACUUCCCAGAUGCAAAAGGUUAAACAGGAUGUUGCUCAAGUCAAAAACCAAAUGGAAAAUCAAAUGGGAAAUCAAAUGGACAGCCGCGUCUUGGACAGGCUAUCGGUUGCCGAGGAAGCCGAGUAUGACUCCCACUUCAAUCAGCACGAACCCAAAUACCAUCCGGAAACACGGGUUAGCUUUUUGAAGGAAAUUGAAACAUGGGCGAAAGACCGAAGAGACCAACGUGUGUACUGGCUUAUCGGAUCCGCCGGUAUCGGAAAGUCGACCAUCUCACGGACAGCUGCCAAGAAUUUCACCGAAGAAAAGCUGCUCGCUGCUACGUUCUUCUUCAAAAGAGUCGUGGCGUCUUGUAGCACGGCAUCUUUUCUAUUCAGCCCAGUUGCUCGUCAGCUGGCCCAGCAGUUCAUUUUGAAGGCCAUCGCAAAGGCGGAAAACAUAUCCUCCAAGGGCAUCGCAGUCCAGUUCAACAAUCUCAUUCUGAACCCACUGGAAAGAGCCUACGCAGAAAUUGCCUUCGGAAAACUGUACAAGACGCGGCCAGAGACACUGAUUUUGGUUCUCGAUGCACUAGACGAGUGCUCGGUAGACGAAGAUAUCGAAGUAUUCGUCCCGCUGCUUGCCAAGCUUGCAUCUUCAAAGGCGUGCAGCCUCAAAGUCUUCGUGACUAGCAGGCCAGAGGUGGCUAUACGCUACGCGUGGGAACCAAUUAAAGAACUUUUACGAGUUAAACUUCACGAAAUAGAGCCAGAUUUCGUGUCUCAAGACAUCAUGCAGCUAGAAGCCGCAUGGCCGGGCACCCGGAAGUUGCAAGCACUAGCUGACAUGGCCGAUCGUCUAUUCAUCUUUGCGGCGACCACUUGCCGUUUUAUCGCAGACUCCCUCUAUAGUCCAGAGAAACAACUAUCCCGUGUCCUCAAAGCUGCGAUGGAAAGCGGUAUUAACGACCGAUUGACUCCAACAUAUCUCCCGGUUCUAUGGCAAUUCAAGGCGGGUAGAAGCAAGCGAGAAGCAGAUGUCCUACUCGAAAGGUUCCGCAGAGUGGUUGGCACGCUCGUUCUCCUCGAGAAACCAUUGCCAGUUGCCUCAAUAGCAGGCUUGUUGGCGACCGACGAGACAGAUGUCGAUCGCAUCUUGGAUUACCUCAGGUCAGUGAUUGAUGUUCCUGAGGACAGGAGAUCAGCAGUAAAGCCUUUCCAUCUCUCUUUUCGCGAUUUUCUACUGGGUCAGAAGGCAGGAGACUUCGCAUUAGACACACAUCAAAAGAUCGCGCUCGAUUGUCUGGACUUGCUCACAAAAAAGCAACCUUUGAGCUACAACAUGUUUCCUCCUCCUCCGUAG